GUCGACCCCAACGGCAAUGUUAUAAAUAAUGGCCCAGCAAGAAAGUAUGGCCCAGCAAUAAAGCAUGGCCCAGCAAUUAAACAUGGCCCAGCAAUAAAGCAGUCCGCUACCCCUGCCUUGGCUUAUAAAACAGGCUACGGCAAUGGCAGUGAAGUUACAGGCGAAGAGGCCAGGCGCCAACAAACUCGCCAACACUACGAGCAGUAUAUCGCUUAUCGCGGUCGAGGACCCCCCAUCCAAGCGCAAGCGCAAACGCAAACGCAAGCGCCCACUGGGUUUGAAUAUGUGUCUCGCCUCACCUCUGAGGCGCAAGUCCGUGUGGCCUUGGAUUACGUUGCACACACCCAGGGCAAUGUGUCAAUGAAAGAGCGACACAUUGCUGCAUUGUUUCACAGAUUAGAAGAGGUGCGGAUACAAGGCGGGAUUGCGCAGAGUUGAAAUGCUCACUCACCGCUAGUAAGCAUGAGAAGAAGAGAGAAAUGAUUUUAAUGACGGUAUUGUUUUCUAGAUUGGAAAACAAGAGUGAAUAACCUGAUGCCACCAAGGCGUGUACAUGUAUAUAGUUUUAGCAUUUAGCAUCUUAGACAUUGCCCCAGGGUGGGCGGCCACCCAGCAUUAGCAGGCAAGAAGGGGGAAAAGCAAAGCUUGCCAAUAGGAAAAUUAAAGAACCUGACUAGAUA
Messenger RNA from Trichoderma atroviride IMI 206040, 680 nucleotides. The record is from RefSeq and is a predicted model, not a curated record. Lineage: Eukaryota; Fungi; Ascomycota; Sordariomycetes; Hypocreales; Hypocreaceae.